CCUUGGCCAUCCAUAGCCAGUUGUCCAGUUCGACCGUGAGGUUGCUGUUGCAUAUCGAGCGGUGACCGGAGAGACGCGUUUAGAGGUUACCAUAUCUAUAUAAUUUCCAAAUACGUAAUUAAAAGACACAGAAUGUCGAAGAGCGUAAAAAAGCUGAAGUCGAUGAAGAAAGUAGUGGAGAAGGUGAUGCACACCACGCCUCUAAAGCUGUACGUUCCUGCUUGCAUGGCCAUGCCGGGUCCACCGCUCGGUCCUCAGCUCGGCCAACGAGGUAUAAACAUUGCGCAUUUCUGCAAGGAGUUCAACGAGAAGACCAAGGACAUCAAAGAAGGAUUGCCCAUACCCUGCAAGAUCACGGUGAAGCCGGACCGCAGCUUCGACCUGGAGAUGAUCAACCCUCCAAUCUCGUACUUUGUGAAACAGGCAGCAGGCAUCGACCGCGGAGCCAUGUAUCCAGGGAAGGAGACUUCGGGCAUGAUCACACUCAAGCACGUCUAUGAGAUCGCAAAAAUCAAGAGCCAGGACAGCAUCUAUGACUGUGUGCCCCUGCAGGACAUCUGCAAGGACGUAAUGCGGCUUGCCUACAGGUGUGGAGUCAAGGUUGUCAAGAGCCUCUCCGCAGAGGAGUACCGAGAAUUCCGCGAAGCUCGUGAAGCUGUUGUCAAGGAGCAGCUUGCAGCAUUGGAGGAGAAGCGGCAGGCAAAGCUGCUUCGGACCGCUGCUUGAGGCUGUGCUGCAGUUGGUGAAUGUCUGUUUUGAACGUCAACACAACUUAGAGACAACAUGAAAGGUUUCAUGGAAGUGCGUGGUUUACAUUGUACAUCAUGGUGUUGAGAAAUUACAUUGCUUCUUUUAGCUGCUGAGUGAAUGUGAUAAAAGCAUGGAAUAAAAUCACCAUGCCACCCACA
Messenger RNA from Dermacentor silvarum, 908 nucleotides. It is a transcript of the gene mRpL11, whose product is annotated as 39S ribosomal protein L11, mitochondrial. The transcript is spliced from 2 exons. Lineage: Eukaryota; Metazoa; Arthropoda; Arachnida; Ixodida; Ixodidae. Gene Ontology annotation, cellular component: ribosome; mitochondrial large ribosomal subunit. The record is from RefSeq and is a predicted model, not a curated record. Gene Ontology annotation, molecular function: large ribosomal subunit rRNA binding; structural constituent of ribosome. Bases 133 to 726 code for a protein of 197 amino acids. Gene Ontology annotation, biological process: translation.